Molecule: messenger RNA, 2645 nt
Organism: Oncorhynchus gorbuscha (pink salmon)
Lineage: Eukaryota; Metazoa; Chordata; Actinopteri; Salmoniformes; Salmonidae
Gene: snx17
Product: sorting nexin 17
Exons: 15
Coding region: 736-2166 (476 amino acids)
Biological process (GO): signal transduction; intracellular protein transport
Cellular component (GO): early endosome
Molecular function (GO): phosphatidylinositol binding
Source: RefSeq, a predicted model, not a curated record
UCUUAAUGAUCUACUUGAUGCCCAUUAGAUACAUUAUUGCUGGACGGCUACAAUGCAUCCAGUUUUCGUGGAUUAGUAUCAAGUCUGUUUUCUCGAACCGUCUGCUCACCAAAGUAACCUAUUUGGGAGAACUUCAAGACACAGAAAGCGUUACAAAAAAAUAUAUAGACUACAAGACAUCUGUGCUUGUUUUCUCUCUCUCGGUCGUUUGUACCAUUUAGGGCAGUGACCGGGGGUUUGCAGGAGCAAACUGCGUCUUUUCAUCCGAAAGUUCUAAUGAUUACGCAAGUGAAGGGAAUUGUCGGCACGAAUUGGACAACGGAUUGCUGUAACAGGGCCAACGGUGACUGUUUUUUUUUACCUCUACACACAGAGUCGACGAAUAAGUUGAAUUGUACUGCCAACAAUAAAGGUGGAAUUACCUAAAUCUGCAACAUGGCUGCUAGUGGGAAAAGUUUAGAGUACUGACGUGGGAGAAGUUUUAUACUAAUCCAGUACAGUACAGCAGGAAUUGUUGUAUAAAGUAAAUAUUUUUUCCCCCUUCGUCGCCUCGGUUUGAACAACGCACAUAAACACUGGGUUGCCCGAGUAAGAGCGGAUGAGUGCAAGACUACUUUCUUCUUCAAAUGAUUGUAGUCAUCACCAAGCAAUCGCGUCGACUUUAUCUUCAAAACAUUUUUCUUCUUCAUCUUAAAUAGUGCAUCUCUCGCCCAGUGUGGCCAUCUGAAAUCUAAAAUGCAUUUCUCCAUUCCCGAAACGGAGGUUCGUUCGGGAGAAAAUGGAUCAACUUAUGUGGCCUACAACAUCCAUGUGAACGGGGUUCUCCAUUGUCGGGUUCGCUACAGUCAGCUCCUGGGACUACACGAACAGAUAAAGAAGGAGCAUGGCAACAACUUGGUACCUGCUUUCCCCCCAAAGAAGAUCUUCACUCUGACACCGAAUGAUGUGGAGCAGAGACGUGAACAGUUGGAGAAAUACAUGCAAGCUGUGCGGCAGGAUCCCAUGCUCGGUGCCUCCGAGAUGUUCAACAGCUUUCUAAGAAAAGCCCAGCAGGAGACCCAGCAGAUCCCAACCGAAGAGGUUCCUCUGGAGAUCUACCUGUCUAACGGCCAGAAGGUCGAGGUCAACAUCCUGACCUCCGACCAAACAGAGGACGUCCUGGAGGCUGUUGCGUCAAAACUGGACCUUCCUGAUGAGCUGGUUGGUUAUUUCAGCCUCUUCCUGGUUCGAGAAGGAGUGGACGGGGGAUUAACGUUUGUGAGGAAGCUGCAGGAGUUUGAGUUACCGUACGUAUCAGUCACCAGCUUACGAAGCUCAGAGUUCCACAUCAUCCUGCGGAAAAGUUACUGGGACACGGCGUAUGACACUGAUGUCAUGGACAACCGAGUGGGACUAAAUCUACUAUACGCUCAGACGGUGUCGGACAUAGAUAGAGGCUGGAUCCUCGUUAACAAGGACCAGCACAGACAGCUGAAAUCACUGCAGGAGAAGGGAUCCAAGAAGGAAUUCAUUAGGCUCGGUCAGACGCUGAAAUACUUCGGCUACAUCAAGUUUGACCCGUGCGUGACAGACUUCCCGGAGAAGGGCUGUCACGUGAUCGUCUCCGCUGGCAACAACGAGCUUAACUUCCAGGUCAAGCUGCCCAAUGAACAGAUGAAGGAGGGGAGCUUCAAGGUCACGCGCAUGAGAUGCUGGAGGGUCACUUCGUCUCAGGUCCCGGUAGGGAACGGCUCAUCCUCCCCAACCCCGGGCCCCUGCUCCUCAGCCAAGUGUGAGGUGAAGUUGGAGCUGGCCUUCGAGUAUCUGAUGAGCAAAGAUCGUCUGCAGUGGGUCACCAUCACCAGCCCACAGGCAAUCAUGAUGAGCAUCUGUCUUCAGUCGAUGGUUGAUGAGCUGAUGGUGAAGAAGUCCGGAGGAAGCAUCAAGAAGAUGCUAAGGAAACGUCACAAUGGCCCCCUGCAUCGGUCUGAAAGUCAGCAAGCUGUGAAAUCCCCCCCUCUACUGGACUCUCCUGACCCAAACCGAGAACAGAUUGUCAAACUCUCAACUAAGCUGAGCUCUGUGUCUCUCAGAGGGAUCAGCGCCUCCAACUCAGCCAAUGACAUCAGCGGCAACGAUUUCCAUGGCAACUAUGCCUUCGAGGGGAUCGGGGAUGAUGACCUGUAAUAUUCACCCCUUCCCCACCCUCCACCUGUCGAAUGCAAUCUGCAAAGUUUCCAAGCUGAGCCGAGCGGAUUCUGUAAGAUUGUAGCCCUUCUGGGAGUCUGCUGCCUGCCUUAAGAUCAGUCUUGUCGUAUCAGCUUCACAAAGACUGCCAGCUAUCUUAUGUGUUUCAGGUACAGGAUGACUGACUACCCACUGUCCUCCUGUUUUACAAUCCUACAAUCCCCCCGUAUUCAACUUAAUAAAAUAUCAAGAACAAAUAGAACUAAAAUUACAGUCUGCAGUCUAAUUGACAUUGAAAUUACUAAAACCAAGUGGAAGCUGUGUAUCAGGGAUAAUGAGCCUACGUCUAUAGUCUCUUCUCUCUGUCCAGCUUGAUAAGUCAUUUAUAGUCUCUUCUCUCUGUCCAGCUAGCUGACAGUCAUCUAUAGUCUCUUCUCUCUGUCCAGCUAGCUGACAGUCAUCUAUAGUCUCUUCUCUCU